This is a messenger RNA of Euleptes europaea (tarantolino), 3153 nucleotides long. RefSeq names its product leucine rich repeat and coiled-coil centrosomal protein 1 (gene LRRCC1). Lineage: Eukaryota; Metazoa; Chordata; Lepidosauria; Squamata; Sphaerodactylidae. The transcript has 19 exons. Gene Ontology annotation, cellular component: cytoplasm; centrosome. The record is from RefSeq and is a predicted model, not a curated record. Gene Ontology annotation, molecular function: protein binding. Bases 1 to 3102 code for a protein of 1033 amino acids.
AUGGCAGAGCUCGGGGGAGAAGCGGGGGAGCUCAGCCUCAUGGAUCGAGGCAUUAAGAGCUUGGUAGAAAUACCUUUAAGUUCAGAACUCCACACACUCAACUUGCACUGCAACCAGAUUUCAAGGAUUGAAAGACUUGACCACAUGUUGAAUUUACAACAUCUUGAUCUAUCAUCCAAUUGCAUACAUCUGAUUGAAGGACUGAGUUCUCUAGCUAACUUGCGUACUUUAAACUUGUCUUGUAACUUGAUAACAAAAGUUGAAGGACUGGAAAAGCUAUUCAGCUUAACAAGAUUGAAUUUAUCUUAUAACCGCAUACACGAUCUUACAGGGCUGUUAUAUCUUCGUGGAACAAAUUACAAAAUUAGCCAUCUUGAGCUUCACAGCAACUGUAUAAAUAAUGUUAACCACUUACUCCAGUGUUUGACUGGAUUACAGUACCUGACCCACCUUACUUUAGAGAAAAAUGAAAAAAGUAAUCCACUGUGUGCUAGAGCAGAUUACAGAGAGAUCCUCCUCCAGGCUUUACCCCAGCUAACUAUUCUAGAUGGAAGGAAUAUAUAUGGUGAGCCAGUAAACAUCAUGAAAGCAAAUCCAUCAGAUCUAAUGUGCUUUGAAGGACUAUUGGAUUGCUUGGCUUCAUCUCAUUCCCCCACAGAUGAAGAGGAGACUUGUGUUAAUUUACCGGUGAUAACACCCCGUAUUGACCAGGUGUUAGCUCAUUUUCGCCAGCGUACAAGUAUGCAGUCUUUGCCCAGGACUAGUGCUUCAUCUGAGCUGAUAUCUUCUUCAGAGCCAGAAACUAUGAAACUUGGCAACAACUUAUACAAUGAUAUGAGGAUUAAAAAAUUAGAGGAUCAGAUAUCUCAGCUAUUGGAAAAGGUGACAAACUCUUCUUCAAAAAGGGGCACUGAUGUGAAUGUUCUUAAAGCAAAACGAGACACAGAUCUCACUUCAGGGAGUGACGGUGAAAAAGAAAAGAGCAGAAAAUUGGCAAAAAGAAGCAAAAUCCCUAAUUAUCGUAAAACAACUUUAUCUGCCAAACACCGUUCUCAGACGGGCAAAGUCUCAGACAGUGGAGAAGAACGGACUUCUAUAAAAUCAAAAAAAUUAGGCACUCCAGUCAAAGAGGAAGAAGACUCAAGUUUACUUUCUGAUGUACCAAGUCUGGAAGUAGUGGGGAAGUCAGCCAGAAAAUUGAUGGCUGGACAGAAGAGCCCUGUAAAAAAACUAAAAAGUUUAGAUUCAAGUAUUCCAGAGGAGUCAACUUACAGGGCACUGAUUCAGGAACUGGAUCAGGAGCGUGAGAGGAGAUGGAAAGCUGAACAGGCUGAAAAGAAAUUGAGAGAAAAUGUCAAAGAGCUGCAGUGCCACGCAAAAGAAGAAAAGGAUAUUCAAAGCAUGGCUGUGUACACGACAGACAGGCUAAAAGAGCUGGUUCUGAGAGAGAGAAGCGCCAAGACAAAACUGCAGGUUGACAUUCAGCAACUGAAAGAGGAAAUGGAAAGUCUCCAUAAGGAGUUGAAUCAGUCCAAACAGAAAGAGGAGGAUCAACGAAAAGCACGGCAGACUUUAGAAGAAACCUUGUCCAAAAUGGAGACACAGAAGGUGCAACAGCAAACUUCAGAGAUAAAACGAAUUCAAGCUGCAGAACUUAGAGCUUCAGCAGCUGAGAGAGAAGUUCAGUUACUAAGAAUAUCUCUUCGGCAACAAAAAGAGAAGACGGAGCAAGUCCAUGAAGUUCUUACAUUAAGAGAGCAGGAGCACAGAAAGGAGCUGGAAGCUAGAGUAAGUUUAAACGGCUCAGAGUUCCAAGAGGCUGUGGCAAAAGAAGUGGCUAAAGAGCAACAGAGACAUGAACUCCAUAUUAAAGAACUAGAGGGUAAAAUUAAUCUCCUAUGCAAGAAUUAUAGAGAUCUAGAAGAUGAGUUUCGGAUUGCAUUAACUAUUGAAGCCAAGAGGUUUGCAGAGGUUAAAGAGGCUUUUGACAGUGUUGCUGCUGAGUUGGCGGAACAUAAGCAUGCUCUUGCUCAGUCUCAACAAAAAGAAAAACAGUCGGCAAUUCUUGUCCAAGAGUUGACAUCCAUUGUGAAAGAACAAAAAUUGAAGAUCACAGAGCUGGUCAAAUCGAAACAAGAAACAACAUUUAACUGGAAAAGUCGAAUCCGAGCACUUGAAAACAUGGUGGAGGAAGAUAAACAGAAGACUAUUCAACUUGAGCUUCUUAAACAAGAAAAAUCCAAAUUUAUUUCACAGAUAACAGCCCAGGAGUCUGUAAUUGAUGGGUUAAAAGCUGAAAGAAAAAUAUGGGGACAAGAGUUGGCACAACAGGGAGCUUCUCUUGCUCAAGACAGAGGAAAAUUGGAAGCUAAAAUAGAAGUUCUAACUAGCGAAAUAGAGGCUCAGAAGAAAGAAAAUGGACGUAACCAAGAUAUGUUGAAGGUCAAGUCUAAAAUAGUGGAAGAUCAAACGGAAACCAUUAGAAAAUUAAAAGUAGCCUUACAGGAGAGAGAUGAGCAAAUAAGAAAGCAUCGUGAAGAAAGUAUGGAAACGGAGAAGAGACUUCAGGUACAACUAGAAGAAAGAGAGGCGCACUUGGAUGAGCUAAUGGAAAAAUUGGAAAGGCAAAAUGAGAGGAAAGAAGAACUAAAACAACAGUUGCAACAAAAAGACAGGGAGCUUGAAGAUACCAAGAAAGCUUACAGUGCAAUGAAUAAGAAGUGGACCGAUAAAGGAGGAUUGUUAAGCAAGCUGGAAGCACAGGUUAAACAAAUGAAAGAAAGUUUUGACAUAAAGGAGAAGCACCUGAUUGAAGAAAGAGACAAAAGUCUUCAAGCUCAGAAGGCUACAAUGGAAAAGCUUCAUUCAAUGGAUGAUGCUUUCAGAAGGCAACUUGAAUCAACGCUGGCAGCUCAUCAAGCAGAACUGCUGCAGUUAGCAAAUGAAAAACAGCAACAAAUUAUGGCAGCAAAUGAAAAGGUUUACCAGGUUGAAGAAGAAAUGAGACAGUUACUUCAGGAAACGGCAAGCAAUAAAAAGGCUAUGGAAGAGAAAAUAAAACGACUUACAGUUGCCCUGAGUGACAUUCAACAAGUGCUCUGAAAUAUGGAACCUGCCAAGCCUGUAUAGAUUUAUCAAAUCCAGUGAAGUAGU